This is a messenger RNA of Melitaea cinxia (Glanville fritillary), 960 nucleotides long. RefSeq lists its product as uncharacterized. The record is from RefSeq and is a predicted model, not a curated record. Lineage: Eukaryota; Metazoa; Arthropoda; Insecta; Lepidoptera; Nymphalidae. Bases 1 to 960 code for a protein of 319 amino acids. The transcript has a single exon.
AUGUUUCGUUGCGCUCGAUGUGAUGCGGAAUUUAGAGACGGCGUCCAAUGCUCAUUGUGCCAAGGGCACUAUGACUUUCCGUGUGCCGGCAUCACUGAAGGUGGUUACCGAAAAUUGGGGGACCGAAAAAGCACCUGGAAAUGCUCGUCUUGCAAAUCUGCGGGGGUGGCCAGCUCUUCUACCACAACUUCAAGUACAGUAGCAGCAAAAUCGCCAACACCUACGAACAUGGAGAGUAUAGCCUUGGAACUAAAACGACUUUCUAUACAGAUGUCUUCACUACAGACGCUUGCUACCAACAUACAGGCUAUACAGGCCGAUAUUGCCGAAUUAAAAACAAUAAAGGCCUCCGUUGAAUAUGUACAAUGCUCUGUAGAAGCCUUGUCUAACCGCUGCACUGAGAUCAGUCAAGAGGUACAAAGCCUUCUCAAAACUAGAGAAGAACUUCAACAACUCCAACAACGGUUUUCUAAGCUGGAAGUCAGUAUAAAUGAAUAUGAACAGAGGUCUCGGAUCAACAAUAUCGAGAUUAAAGGUGUUCCAUCUACGCCUUCGGAGAAUUUGUUUGAAGUAGUUGGCAGGAUUGGAGACGUCAUUGGCUGUUCAAUCCCCAAAGAGCACAUAAAUUAUAUUGCGAGGAUUCCUACGCGCAACGACAAGGGCAAUAAGUCUAUAAUUGUCUCAGUACACAGCAGAUAUUUGAAAGAGGAUUUCGUUGCAGCAGCAAAGAAGCGGACUAUUGUGGCAGCUAACCUUGGACUCCACGGUGAAAGUCGUAUAUUUAUUAAUGACCAUCUUACCCUCCAGAAUAAAUUGCUUCUGAAUAAAGCAAAGAAUUUGGCUAAAGAGCGGGGUUUUGCCUUUGUAUGGGUGAGAGGAUGCAAGAUUUUCGCACGAAAAAACCCCACGGCACAUGUGAUCCGUGUCAUAUCAGAAUCAGAUUUAAAAAAAAUUAUUUAA